AUGCUAAAGGAUAAAAUACCCCGAACUAUAACCCCCGGUGUUUUGAAGCCGUCACCCCCGGUACGUGGGAGGUGCCAGACAUACACAGGGCUUUUCCAAAGACUGGGCACGGUGCGGCCUUUGGCCCAUGAGAAGCCCCAGGGCUGUGCAGCAACUCCGCCGAGAACAGCCGAUGGCAACACCCACUCGGACCCUGUCCCGGCGGCGGAACCCGGGCUGGCCCCGCCGCUUCCGUCCUUCGCCCUCCCUCGGCCCGCGGCCCUUCCCUGCCGCCCGGGACCCCGCCCGCCGGCGCCGGCAGCGCCUCGGUCCGGCCCGGCCGCCUCUUCUCUCCGGACCUCGUGUCCUCCGAGCGCUCACUCGGGCCGGACACUCACCCGGGUCGCCCUCAGCGCAGCCAUCUCGGCGGGGUUCCGGCGGCUCCGGCGGGGCGGGGCUCGGGAGGCCGGGGCGGUGCCGCGCGGGCCGCCCGCCGAGCCGGGGGAGGCCGGGCCCGGGCCGGACCGCCCCGCUGACGGGGAGAACGGGCACUGCUCCGUCCUGCGGCCGGCCCGGCUCGGGGGCGAGGAGGGAGCGAGCGGCCCACCCGCACCAACACGGGCAGGGUCUGUGUUUCACUUUCUGAGGCCGAAAGGAAGGCGGCCCCAGGCUCGGCCGCUUUGCUGUCUGUGUGCCGAGUCUCGCGGACUGGCUCCAAGCACCUACAUCAUCCACCUUGUUGUAGAGAUUAAAGAAUGGAAGUUCCAGAAAAAGGAAGGAAAGAAUGCAUGGAGCCAAGACAAAGAAAUGAAAAGCAACUUGAAUUUUCUGUGGUGCUCUAGAGUGUGGAGGGCCUGUGGGGUGAUGCAGCAAGCAUCAAGCUGGACCAGCCAGGAAGUCGGCACUCCUGAGGCAGGGAAGAGGCUGGGAUCUGGGCAGGUUUGCUGGGCAAAUGUGCAUGUGCUUGGGCAUCCAAGGAGUCUCGUGCAUGUGCCUGCACUAGUCAUCUUUUGUCUCUGCCAGCACAAGAGGAGGAGAGGAUGUGGCUGCCUGUGCUCUGUUCUGGAGCUGAGGGUGGGUCUGUGUGGAGGUGCUGUUGUAGGUGCCUUGUCACUGGCACUGCGCGUGGCCGAGUCAGCGUCCCCUGUGUGUGUCUCUAGGACAUGUGCUCAGCUGCACGACUGGCUGGGCCUGCACAUGGGAAGGUGGCAGCCCUGUCCCCCUGCCUGGGCAGGGACCCUGCAUCCCCGGCUCCAGCAUCCCUGGGCUCCAGCAGCUGGGCAGGAGGGGUCCUGGAGCUGCAAGAAGUGACAGACCCUCCUAACACCCUCUGACAUUUUUUAGCCAUAAAAGGACUUUUUCUUUUCCCUCUAUGGUGGCUUAUUUUAUUCAAAACUUUUUGAUGAGGAACCUUCUGGAAUGUUUUCAGAAAUCCAAAUAACCUGAAGAUCAGCUGUAUUCCCUCAUUUUUGUGUCUGCCAACUCCUUGGGAGGUCUCCAAUGGAUCUGCAGUUUUCUGGAUUUUCAUCAGAAGUCUUUUCAAAAAUGUUGAAAAUGUUUAUCACCUUCAAGUCUAUAUAUGCAUACAAGGCUUAAAGAAAAUACUGGCUCUACAUAUUCUCUUCCUCCUCUUGGCCUUUAAAAAAAAGGAAUUCUUUUUAGCAUCUACACUUUUUGCAAAUUAAUGCUUAAACUCUUUUUUGGUCUGCCUUCCUGUGCUUUCACACUUAACCUGCCAAAGUUUGUGAUCCUUUAUAAUUUAGUAAUUUGAACACAACUUUAAUCUAUCAAAAUAUUCCUCCUUGUUUGUAGCUACUGUCCUUUUUAUUCUAUAUAGUCAUGCUGACUUCCUUUUGCCAUUUCUCAGGCCCUUCUGAGAAACAUGAAUAUACAAAGAUGAUGGGCUGUCUCUGAAAGUGGUCUCCUUACAUAACCUUCUAUGUAUCUGAAUAACUGUUUUGUAGUUUUUAGCACUAGUCUAACCUUCUGUAUUCUUUUUAGCAAGUUUUCUAUUUUAGUUUAGUGGAUUUUUAAGUUAUUCCUUGGUUCUGGUAGUUAGAACCAAGUCAAAAGUUACUUCCUCUCCUGCAGAAUUCUACAUUAACUUCUUAUUGUUAACAAUAAUUUUAUGUUGUUCUAUAAAGCCUAAUGAAAAGAAAGAAAGAAAAAAAAAAAACUUUGCUAGAGUGCAUGUGAGUAUUUUUUUGUUGCCAGAACUUGGAAGUGCUGUGUAAGCAAAACCUUAUCUCUGGUUGUUAGUCAUAGCCCUACAUCUCUCUAUCUCUCUCUCUAUCAUCUGUCUAUCUAUCUGUCUAUUUCAAUCUAUCUUCUGUUAAAUACAACAUAUGCUUUAGGAUAUAUAUAGAGCAUAUAUGUUAAAUAUAACAUACGUUAAAUACAAUAUAUAAUAAAUAAUAUAAAUACUA
Molecule: messenger RNA, 2405 nt
Organism: Pipra filicauda (Wire-tailed manakin)
Lineage: Eukaryota; Metazoa; Chordata; Aves; Passeriformes; Pipridae
Exons: 4
Coding region: 1-1290 (429 amino acids)
Source: RefSeq, a predicted model, not a curated record